Oreochromis niloticus (Nile tilapia) is the source of this 1561-nucleotide messenger RNA. RefSeq names its product beta-1,3-galactosyl-O-glycosyl-glycoprotein beta-1,6-N-acetylglucosaminyltransferase-like. The transcript is spliced from 4 exons. The coding region runs from base 49 to 1263 and encodes 404 amino acids. The record is from RefSeq and is a predicted model, not a curated record. Gene Ontology annotation, cellular component: membrane. Lineage: Eukaryota; Metazoa; Chordata; Actinopteri; Cichliformes; Cichlidae. Gene Ontology annotation, molecular function: beta-1,3-galactosyl-O-glycosyl-glycoprotein beta-1,6-N-acetylglucosaminyltransferase activity.
UGGCGGCUACGAUUAUUGCAGUUCAUUGCUGUACUGGGAUCACUAUGGAUGCUUUCCCUUCUUAGUCCACUGAAAACAGGUAGAAGUGCUGCCUACAUCAGGUAUCAAUGGCUAGAGUAUACCGAUGAUGAUGAGAGCCCAGAGAAAGUUUGCAACUGCUCAGCAGUCCUGCAGGGAGAGAAGGAAGAAUUGCGGAAAGCCAAAUUACUGACCAUCACCAAAGACUUCCAGAAGAAUAUUCAUAUUCCUGAUGAGUAUUAUAUCCAUGCAGCCCGAGACUGCAGGAAAUUCAAAAUGAGCAGAAAAUACAUAACAUUUCCUUUAAGCAAGGAAGAAGAGGAGUUUCCUCUGGCUUACUCUAUGGUUGUACAUCACAAGGUUCACAGCUUUGAGCGACUACUGCGAGCUAUCUAUGCACCUCAAAAUAUUUAUUGUGUCCAUGUGGACAAAAAAUCACCGGCCUCAGUCUUUGCUGCCAUCAAGGCCAUUACUUCCUGUUUCCCAAAUGUGUUCAUGGUCAGCAAGGCUGUGAAUGUGGUCUACGCUGGAUGGACACGUGUACAGCCUGAUCUUAACUGCAUGGCUGAUCUCUAUAACACCAGUACGACAUGGAAAUACUUCAUCAACCUCUGUGGUCAGGAUUUCCCUCUAAAAACUAAUUUGGAAAUUGUGCAAGCUUUGCGUUCACUAAAAGGAGGUAACAGUUUGGAGUCGGAGGAAAUGCCUCGAGGAAAGAAGAAAAGGGUGAUGAAUGCUUACCAAGUAGUUGAUGGACAAAUCCAGCGAACAGGAAAAACAAAGGAUCCAGCUCCCUUCAAUCUGCCCAUACUAUCAGGAAAUGCCUACAUUGUGGUCAACCGAGGUUAUGUUCGCAGUGUUUUGGAAGACAAGCGAAUACAGGCCCUCAUUGAGUGGGCCAAAGACACCUACAGUCCUGAUGAGUUUCUGUGGGCAACAAUACAGCGAAUACCUGGUGUUCCUGGCUCAACAUGGCCCAACCGUAAAUUUGACAUUACUGACAUGAAUGCAAUUGCACGGAUUGUGAAGUGGCAGUGGCACGAGGGGUCAGAGGAUUCUCUGCAAUCAGUAUACCCAGAAUGUAAAGGCCACCAUGUCAGAUCAAUAUGUGUGUAUGGUGCUGGAGACCUGCAGUGGUUGAUUGAACAGCAUCACCUUUUUGCCAAUAAGUUUGAUGCAGACAGAGAUCCCAUUGCUGUCUACUGCUUGGAGAAAUAUCUGAGACACAGGGCACUGACUGAGUGAGUUUAGGUGGAGAGUUAAUUAUCUAUUAUGAAAGACAGUUCUAAUAGAUACUAAAACUAUAAACUCAUUCUUGGAUAGGAUUGGAUCAUAAUAGUCAUGUGGACAUAGUUGUGUUAUAUAAGUUGAGAAUGUAGGUAAAUGUUCAGAUGAGCCACUGUUUGAAUGGCUCAUCUAAUGCAAAGACAAAUCUUUGGUGUUUAAAUUAAUGUUGCACCUUAAGAAUGAACAACUGGCAUUAUAUUCCAUACUAAUAAAAAAAAGUUUAAGUGCUUUUAGUUUACUUAUGGUUUUAAAAAAA